AUGAGAAAAAAAGCCCUGGCCAUAGUUGAAAAAUUGGCAACUCCCUUUCUGGUACAGAACAGCACAGGCUUGGACAACUGCAUCAAUGUUAUGACACUGAUAAAGUCUAACUUCAAUGAUUCAAUUACACAAGUGACCCCUAGUUGUGGAAACUAUAAUCUCCAACAGGAUGGUACUAGACAGGAAGAAGCCGAAGAGGAGCUUAGUGAGGAAGAGCCUUGGUUUGGGAACUCUUCAGAAACCCCAUCAGAAGCAUCUUAUGGAGAAAUCCAGGAGAACUUCAAAUUAUCCUUUGAGGAUAGGAUCCAAGAACAAUCCACAUCUCCAGAUACUUCUUUGGGUAGCGGGACUCCUAGCAGCAACACAUUGGAAUUGGUGGUUGUUGAGAAUGAGGGCAUGAGAGAUGUAUUACAGAACAAGGAACAUCUCUCUUCUAGCGUAUCUUCUAUCUGUGAUGAUGAUAAUAAUCCUGGCCCAAACAAGCCGUUGAGUAGUAACUUGAGACGUCUGUUGGAGGCUGGUUCUCUCAAGCUAGACACUACUAUCACGGUUAAUGGCCGGGUUGAGUCCCCAGUAAAUCUUGGCUCAAAUAUCUCUUUUUCUCCAGCUACACAUCAUGCCCAGCAGCUAAGUGUCCUUGCAAGAAAGCUAGCUGAAAAACAGGAACAAAACGAUCAGUAUGGCCCAAACACAGGUUUCAUAUGGAAUCAAGGCAAAUGGUUGCCUAACUCAAUGCCCUCUUGCAGCUUGUCUCCAGAUUCAGCAAUUCUAAAAUUGAAAGCCGCUGCCAAUGCAGUCCUUCAGGACAAGUCUCUUUCUCGAACUGAAGAUCCAACAAUAAGGUUUGAAACCUUCCCUUCACCAUUUAGUUCUCAAUCAGCAAGCUCCACCUUAGCUGCAUUAUCAAAGAAGGUCAGUGAAAGAAGCAUGACUCCUGGUCAGGACCACUCACCGCCAGCAAAUUCUUUCCUUUCUCUCACCUCAAUGACUUCUUCAGCAGCCCUACUCAAGGAGGUGGCUGCAAGAGCUGCAGGCAGCCUUUUGGCUGAAAAGAAAAAGUCACUGAUUGUAGAACCUCCCUUGCAGCUUUCAGACAUGAAGCAAGAGAAAGUGACUCCACCACAGUCUUUGGAACUAUUGUUACUCCCAGCCCCUAAAGGAAGAACUUCUAAAACCACAAAUUCAGCCUCAGAAGAAGAAAGUGGAAAACCUUUCCAAUGUCCAAUCUGUGGCUUGGUUAUAAAAAGGAAGAGCUACUGGAAACGGCACAUGGUGAUCCACACAGGCUUAAAAAGUCAUCAGUGUCCUUUGUGUCCAUUUCGUUGUGCACGGAAAGACAAUUUGAAGUCACAUAUGAAGGUUCACCAACACCAGGACCGGGGAGAGACAUUUCAGUGCCAGCUGUGUCCAUUUACUUCCUCUCGCCAUUUCAGUCUGAAACUCCACAUGCGUUGCCACCAACACUUUCUGAGAACAGAAGCCAAAGUGAAGGAAGAGAUUCCAGAAAUGGAUGUCAAGGUCUCACCACUACUGAGUGACAACUCCAGAAUGGGUCAGGAGGUGGAUGGAGGAACAGACCAUGUAGGGACUACUGCUGCCUCUAGAUCUCCUGAUGCACUUGGGCAGGUGGGAACUAUCAUUCCACCUCUGCUAGUCAAAGAAGAACCCAAAGAUGACAGCAGUGCCCCUAGCCCCUCUUUAGCCCUCAAUGUUGUUGACAGAAUUGCCAACAGUACAAAGCUAAAAGACUCAAUUGACUUUGUGACCAAUACAGCAUCAGCACUUUUCAGUCAAGAUAUAUCGGUCAAGAUGGCUUCAGAUUUUCUCAUGAAACUUUCAGCAGAAAGUUGCAAGGAAUCCCAGACAAUAAAGAUUAAAGAAGAGCCAAUGGAGGUUGAGAUUCAUGACUCCCAUGCUUCUGUUUCACCUAGCCAAAAUGUCAGUUACAGCACUUUACUCAGGCAAGAGAUAACUGAACAGGUUCAAAAGAUCCCUGAAAGCCGUGUAGUUCCGGAGAGAAACCUCUUUAGCCAAGAUAUAUCCGUGAAAAUGGCUUCAGAAUUACUUUUUCAAUUGUCAGAAAAAGUGAGCAAAGAGCACAAUCAGUCUAAAGAUAAUACCAUCACAAUUACAACUAGCCCAUUUUUUUCUGAAGAUACUUUUAGACAAUCACCAUUCACUUCCAACUCAAAAGAUCUUCUGUCUAAUGAGAGUGCUGUUCAGGGAAGAACAUCAGUUCUAGAAACAGAGAAGAUAGGACUGGAAACUGGAAAUGGGUUGCCGUCCUGGAAAUUUAAUGACCAGCUCUUUCCUUGUGAUGUAUGUGGAAAAGUGUUUGGCCGACAACAGACGUUGUCCCGACAUCUCUCCCUGCACACGGAAGAGAGAAAAUAUAAAUGCCAUUUGUGCCCAUAUGCUGCUAAGUGCCGUGCUAAUCUGAACCAGCAUCUGACUGUGCAUUCUGUGAAGUUGGUGAGUACAGACACUGAGGACAUUGUCAGCGCUGUCACAUCUGAAGGCAAUGAUGGGAAGAAGCAUCCUUAUUACUACAGUUGUCAUGUGUGUGGAUUUGAAACAGAGCUGAAUGUCCAGUUUGUCAGUCAUAUGUCGCUUCAUGUGGAUAAAGAACAAUGGAUGUUUUCUAUUUGCUGCACAGCCUGUGAUUUUGUUACCAUGGAAGAGGCAGAGAUGAAGGCUCAUGUUGCCACCAAGCAUACAGGUGAAGAAAGGAAAACACCCAGUGAUUCAACCAGUCCUUCUUCUUCUUCCUUGUCAGCACUUAGUGAUUCUGCCAAUAGUAAAGAAGAUGCAGAUAUCAGCCCCAAGCCCAAGGGAUCCAAUAACCUGCUAGUUAUUUCCGUAGUGCCUGGUAGUCAGACUCUAUUAAAUGCGGAAGAAAAAUCAGAGAAAGGUUUUGAAUGUGUUUUCUGUAACUUUGUCUGCAAAACAAAAACCAUGUUUGAGCGCCAUUUGCAAAUCCACCUGAUUACACGGAUGUUUGAAUGUGAUGUGUGCCACAAGUUCAUGAAGACUCCUGAGCAAUUACUGGAGCACAAGAAAUGCCAUACUGUCCCCACUGGUGGGCUCAAGUGUCCCUUCUGCAUUUAUUCCACAAACCGUCCAGCAGCAAUGGAAUGCCAUUUGAAAACCCACUACAAAAUGGAGUACAAGUGCCGGAUCUGCCAAGCAGUGAAAGCCAAUCAGCUCGAGCUGGAAAUGCACGUUCGAGAGCAUCGCCUUGGCAACCACUACAAGUGCGAUCAGUGUGGCUAUCUUUCAAAGACUGCCAACAAGCUGAUAGAGCAUGUGCGUGUGCAUACAGGGGAACGCCCUUUUCACUGUGACCAGUGCAGCUACAGCUGCAAACGCAAAGACAAUCUCAACCUGCACAAGAAACUCAAGCAUGCGCCCCGGCAGACCUUCAGCUGUGAAGAGUGCCUCUUCAAGACCACCCACCCAUUUGUCUUCAGCCGCCAUGUGAAGAAACAUCAAAAUGGUGACUGCUCUGAAGAGGAGAAAAAAGGGCAGGGUGUGAAUUCUAAGGAAGCCAGGCCCCUGCUCGUGGCCAACAGUUCCCGCAGCCUCUUGUCCCCUCUCUCAGUGAUGUCAGCCUCCCAUGCUCUUCAGACAGUGGCCAUGUCAGCCGCUCAAAGUGGCCGGGCAGAGCUGAGGUCCUUGACCGUAAACGGCACUUCCCUGUGCUUUGAUAAAUACCGGAACUCUGAGUUUGCCCACCUCAUUCCCUUGACCAUGUUUUUCCCAAAAAACCACUUUGAAAUCACAUUCCAUCCGCCUCAAUCACAGACCCUACGUUUGGAUGACACUUCGCCAAAACACUCCUUCCUUGCCUAUCUCGGACUAACAGAAAGAGCAGACGCUCUCUAGGACAGCCUCCUCUGUACCAAAAAUCCUCCACACCGCACCCCGUCACACCCACCAGACUCCAAGCAGAUU
This is a messenger RNA of Protobothrops mucrosquamatus (brown spotted pit viper), 3954 nucleotides long. It is a transcript of the gene ZNF827, whose product is annotated as zinc finger protein 827. The coding region runs from base 1 to 3885 and encodes 1294 amino acids. Gene Ontology annotation, biological process: regulation of gene expression. Gene Ontology annotation, cellular component: nucleus. The record is from RefSeq and is a predicted model, not a curated record. NCBI's taxonomy places the organism in Eukaryota, Metazoa, Chordata, Lepidosauria, Squamata, Viperidae. The transcript is spliced from 13 exons.